Messenger RNA from Syngnathoides biaculeatus (alligator pipefish), 1928 nucleotides. RefSeq names its product ketohexokinase (gene khk). NCBI's taxonomy places the organism in Eukaryota, Metazoa, Chordata, Actinopteri, Syngnathiformes, Syngnathidae. The coding region runs from base 962 to 1906 and encodes 314 amino acids. Gene Ontology annotation, biological process: fructose metabolic process. The record is from RefSeq and is a predicted model, not a curated record. Gene Ontology annotation, molecular function: ketohexokinase activity. The transcript is spliced from 8 exons.
UCGUACAGACGAAGAGGUGGAAAGUGGGUUCUCUGAACCAAGAAUUGAAUGUUGGGAGAUGGGGAGAAAGCUUGUUUAGUGUGUGUCCAAGAUCGCAGCUGUUGGGGGAGGCUUUAAAUGAUUUUACCACGAAGGAGAUGUGACGAGAAAUAGACGAUGAUGAACCGGAAUGUCUCGGAGGUGGCAAAAGUAUCAGCACGAUGAGGCUGAAAUGGGAAAUUGGAUCGCGUGUGCCCCACAGGGAGGGCGUGACCGAGAGAAAUUCUGGUAGGAACUAAAUCGAGUGGUUCUGAGUAUCCCGGACAAAGAAUUGGGAUUGGUGCAACUUGGAAACUGGGAAGGGCAAGUACGGCGUCCGGGACAGGACACGGAUGAGGCCCCCCUGAUGGAUAGGCCCAACCCCCCCCUUGGACCAGAUGGCGGGAUGAAAAUCAGCCCAAGUAAAACCCAACAUGUCUUGUCUGAGGAUGGAGCUGUCGGGGAAGUCCAAAGAGAAGGUUGAUGGACGUCGGGAGGCCGGUGGGCCUGACGGGAAGAUGCAGGACGUGGGACGGAAGCGGAGGAGGCGCCGCCCGGUCCAGGACAAAGACCAAGUCCAGUUUGGUGGUGACGGGACAAGUACUUAAUGAAACACAAACUCAUGAUUUUUGGAUGAUAAUCAACAUGUUGAAAAGCUCAAGAAGAGCGUGUUGAGUUAACCACUGAACUGAAGCGUUUGACGCCGUUCCCGGGGAGUCGCUUUGGUGGCCACGUUUGGAGCGGGCGACUUAGUACCCCCGUUAGCCCCGGACCGGUCUGAGGUUCUACGCGAUGCGCCCUUUCGGUCUCUGGUUUCCUCACCGCGAAUCCGCUCGACCUUCCUAGCACAAAAGGGCCAACCGAGUCGUCAUGACCCGCUUGCGCGUGCGCUUGACUCGCUGACGAGUUCAAAGUCCACCAAAACAAGUCCGAGGUUGGCGAGAUGGAGCGGCGGGUGGACGCAAAGAACCACAAGAAGAUUCUGUGUUUGGGGCUGGUCUGUCUGGACAUCGUCAGCGUGGUGGACGAAUUUCCCCGAGAAGAUUCCGACAGCAGGUGCGUGUCGCAGCGAUGGCAGCGGGGAGGCAACGCGUCCAAUUCCUGUACAGUUUUGUCGCUUCUGGGCUCGUCCUGCGCGUUCAUGGGCUCGCUCUGCGCCGGACCCGCGGCCAGUUUCCUGGUGGAAGACUUCACGCGUCGGGCCAUCGACGUUUCGCGGCUGGUGUGGCAGCCCGCCGGCCAGACCCCCAGCGCGUGCUGCGUGGUUUGCCCGUCCAGCGGUUCUCGCACGGUCCUGCUAGCCGACACCAACAUCCCGGACGUGACGAGCCAAGACUUCGAGGCGGUGGAUUUGAGCGCCUUCAAGUGGAUCCACUGGGAGGCGCGUAACGCGGACGAGCAGCUGAAGAUGAUGCAGAGGGUGGAGCGCCACAACGCGGCGUUGCCACGGCAACAGAAGAUCACCGUCUCCGUGGAGAUCGAGAAGCCCAGGGAGGACCUCUAUGGGCUCUUCUCGCACGCCGACGUGGUGUUCGUGAGCAAAGACGUCGCCUGCCGGCUGGGAUUCGACAACCCCCGAGACGCCCUGCGAGGACUCCGGGGCCGCCUCAGGGCCGGCGCCGUCCUGAUCUGCCCUUGGGCCGAGAAAGGCGCGGACGCCGCCGACGUCGACGGGACGCUGCUCCAUUGCGACGCCUUCCCCCCCGAACGCGUCGUGGACACGCUGGGCGCCGGCGACACCUUCAACGCCGCCGUCAUCCACAAGAUGGCCGACGGUUGCGGGUUGCGGGACGCGCUGACUUUCGGCUGCCGGGUGGCGGGCGGCAAGUGCGGUUUCCACGGUUACCACGCCAUCGCCGACAUACUGAGCGCACUCACGCGAGUCUGACAAGCCAGGGCUCCAAAAGGCU